GAGCGAGACCACAGCAAACACGAAACGUUCUUAAAUCCUGUCGAUGUGAUGGUAGAGCCUUGUUGGAUGUUUCGUGAUUGCGAUAAACCGUGUCCUCAUUCUCACUCUUAUAUGGUACAUCCAUUCACGAACCAAACUCAAUUCACCGCCAGGCCCAGGCUAUUCUUUGCGUGGUAUCGUAUUCAGCCUGAGAGCAUUCGGUGUAUUCUCUCUGCCCCGAGAUGUAUCAGCUACCAUUGAUCUAUCACGGUGGGGUACCAACCAUCCAAAAGCUGUAGCCUCAAGCACGUUCCAUGUUGUGGCAGUUUAACCCCAAUUUCGUAAGUUGUCAAUGCCGGUGCAACAUCGAUCCAGCGGUAUCUUGUUCAAGUUCUUCUUUCGUGAUCCAUGGAACACUUUACAGGAUCAUACAGCACAUGUGUACCCGUGCUGGGUGUUGGUAGCAAUUCAUAUCCGUCAUUCGAACAGCCUAAAAGCCCGGAUUUUCUCAUCUCAGCUUCAUUUCCGCUCUCCACA
Molecule: messenger RNA, 516 nt
Organism: Serpula lacrymans var. lacrymans S7.9
Lineage: Eukaryota; Fungi; Basidiomycota; Agaricomycetes; Boletales; Serpulaceae
Exons: 1
Coding region: 49-240 (63 amino acids)
Source: RefSeq, a predicted model, not a curated record